Amoebophrya sp. A120 is the source of this 4361-nucleotide messenger RNA. NCBI's taxonomy places the organism in Eukaryota, Dinophyceae, Syndiniales, Amoebophryaceae. The record is from the annotation of a GenBank genome assembly.
AGUCUUUGAAAAGUGAUACAAAUCCAAAUGUGAAGUCGACAAGACUGAAGAUGCGCCAGAUGUCGCGUCUUUUUUCGUAUGUCUUUCUCCUCUGGUGGCUUUGCCUGCCGGAUCAGGUUCUGCCCGUGUCCGCGAACCUCCGUGCCUCUCUCCGCGCCGCACAGUUGAACGGGCUACUGGGUGACAGUCACACCUCGGUCGUGUCGAAUGCCGGUCUGUUCCGCUUUACCAUCGACCUGAAGCGGUCCGAGGUCGGCGCGGUCCCCGAGUCGCUUCUGGACACACUUGCGCAGAGUGUGCUGAAGAAUGCGAAGAGCAGUACCACCAGCAUUCUUGGGUCGAUGGGCGUGCAGGAUUUUCCACGCUUGCAGGGGUGGCUGCACCACCCGGGGAGCCAGACCAUCGAGUUCCGGUUGGAACACGAUGCGUUGGAGCGCCGGAAGGACGACGUUUCGUUGGGGAAAGUGGGUUUUUCCAACCCUCUUUGCGGACUAUCUGAGGCGGUCAUGCGAAUCUACUUCGCACUAGAUGUAACUGGCGGCAUUCUUUGCGAGGCGAUCGUUCUUUCGGAAACAAAAGUUCUGACCACCAGCUCCUGUGUGCGGAAAUUGGCCGGGUUGGCGGUGGAUGCGACCUUGGCGUAUCCCGAGGGGAAAACAUCUUUUGCGAUGGCGGAGUGGAUCAUUAUCCAGCAGCACCCCACACCUUCGACGAUACGCAUCCUAGAAACGCUGCAGCGCGGGACUGCCUUCCACAUACACACGCGCAACGGGCUGGUUCGUUCGGACUUGGUUGCAAUCAUCGAAUUCGAGCUUCCGCUGCCUUUGCGUUUGCCUGCCGGCCCGUGCUUUGCAGUGGACAGAGCGGAUGUCGGGCUAGGUAUGAGUGUAUAGUUGGAGAAUUUGGAAGUUAGACUUGUGCUGUGCAUCAAGGUUAAUUUCCAUCAUUUGAAGAAAAAUCGAAAAAUGUAGGGCCGAUCACUGGGCUUCCGACUGGCGACGUCGCCACGCCAAUGUCUCGACACAGCUAUUUCGAUGCAACAACGUUCUGCAGCCGGCUUUCCGUAAGCGCCUGCGGCUCCACGGACGUGCGGCGAUUGCUGUGCGAGCUGGUGCGCGCGAACGCAGACGCGGCGACGCUGUGCCGAGCAAGACAGUUUGCCGGUCAGGGGUCGGUCUUCAAGUGUAGCAACAUUCCGGCCCAGGAAAGUUGCGAGAUCUUUCAAUGCCGGUGGAACGUUGAAGGCAGCGGAGUCUGCUCUGAACCACAGACCGCCGCUCUUGCGCUCACUCUCCCGGACUUGCCGGCCUGGAACCGUCUGACCGCGCGCGAGUUGGUCGGCAUCGAUCCUGUGUGCAAGUUGUCGGCGGAGAUUGCCCAAGCUCUGAACGUCACAAGGGACUAUCUUGUCGCCUCGUCCGAAGGAAGUAACGCGACCUCGACUUCUACUUCAGCUCCUGCUGGUGCUAGCCCGCUCGGUCCCUUUUCGUCGCUGACGGAUCUGGCCUCGUUUUUCUGCUUGCGUGGCGAACGCGUAUUCGUUUGCGACUUGGAUGCGCAAACGCUCGACUGCAGGUUGAAGCCCCUAGCCACAGCCGAUGAUGAGAAGAGCUUGAUACGUACCCGCUACGAAUUAACCGACGAACCGCGAGCCGAUCGAAUGUGCGACGGAGUUAGUUCGCAGCCCGUGGUUGCCGGAAUCCCCUGGGUGAUGCGUUUAAACCGGAAUCCUGACAUCGCUUUUGUCAGUGGGUAUUCACACUCCUGUGGGAGUGCGGAUUCGCAGACUGCAUUGUUUCCAUCUUUGAGCGCUUCUUCGACCAGCACCGGAACUACAGCUGCUGGAAGUGCCAGUGUUGGAAGUCAGCUGCCUAACCUCCCGGAAAGCCCAACUACCUGGCUCCUGCUGAACGAGCAGGCCUGGCUCGCUGUACAUUUGAAUGAAACAGAAAGCUCACCGGGUCCAAGUUUCUUUCGAACGCGACGAGAGUUGAGCACAGCAGCUGGUACAAAUGCGUCCAGCGCCGGCACCGCCCAAACGGUAGAAACGGACGGCAUUGCGGAAUUUUCUGUGCAACUUCCAAUUGACCUUGUAAAGGAUGAGGACGAGCUUGCGAAGACAGCCGUGACGGUCGUCAACGCGGAGAAAGUCCCGAUCUCUGACGUCUUCAACGCGGAGGAUUUGGUGCUGUUCGUUUUGAAAAACAAAGUGCCCGAGCGGGGCAACCUGGAGCAGCCGUCGGUCGGCAUCGUGACGAUGGCGGUGUUGCUUGUAGUUGGGCUGCUGUGCUUUUUCCUAAUUCUUGCGUUUGCGUUCUACUGCUGCUACUUGAAGAAGCGUGGGGAAGAUGUGGUGCGUGACGGAGAAUCAUCCACAACAGGAGAAAGUGGACGUCAACAAGGUGGGAAGAUGCAGAAGAGGCCGCGAGGACCACUGGGAGAAAACACGAAAAACGCGCCCUCGGGCACCAGCAGCGACAGCGGAGACCGAACGCCACAGGGCAUUUUCGAUGAUCAUGGGCACUAUCUGGGCGAAGGCUCGCCGAUUGCGCUCUACGAUUUCGUCGACGUUGGGAUGGAUGAGCAGUUCGAUCGGGAAGAUCCUGGUUUUCUCCAGGGCGAAUACUUCCACGACGAUGUCGUGGGUCAGGACUUUGUCUUUGCGGAAGGCGAGGAAGCGAUGCCGCAAUUCGAUCACGCUGCGUAUGACCAGGAUGGGCAUAUGCAGCCUAUUCACAUGAGUAGUGGCGAGGACCGGCACUUUCAUCAACCUUGUUAUCCAACCGUACCAGAGUUAGAAGAGGUGACGCUUGAGGAGUAUUGUGGUGGAGGACAGGAGCAAGCCUUUCCGGUAAGGCAUGUGACAAGCGAGCGUAAUAUCCAGUUCCUGCAGCACGAGCCACCCUCUGUUUACGACUGCCGUGCUGAGGACGCGAAAUCGGUUGUGAGUAGCCACCAGUACAAGAAUGGCACGAGGCAAAAGUACAACCCACCGUAUGCGAGGGGCGUUGCAAUCGAGCACCAGCCUAUGCAGCCUCUGGCGAGUUUUCAGUACGAAGAAGUGCGGCACCAGACUCCGGAGGAACCCUAUCUGUACCGAGUGCAGCAACCGGCGAAGGCGAUCGUAGAACGCACAGGGGCGCCAGGCGCUGCACGGCGGGAGGGGCCUGCCAGAGGCUUGGGGGAUCAGCAACGGGAGCUGCAGGAAUUGUUCCAUGACACUGGACGCGCGGCGCCAGCGGAACAGAAUGUAGUGCAACAAAGUGCUCUAAAUGCGGGAACAAUCGAACAGCGUAUAGUCAAGUCGAGAUCGCCAAAAGAUCUCUCGAAACAACAUCUUCUAGAAGUAAACCGAAGGCAGGAGCGUCGCUCGAAGGCAGGCCCGAAUCGCCCUGGGAAGUCAAUUCGCGUAACGCGAAAAGCGCACAGCACGGCGUUCGCCCCACCCCGACGCCAGCCCCAAGAGCAGUUCCACCCAAUUUCAAUGCCGCCGCGGCCGGUGCAGGUUGAAGAAGUCGAUGGGCUGACUCUGCCGCGGACAGUUUUGAUGCAGAGAGAGGACGUGGGGCAGGACGUCGAGGCAGGAGCUGCUCUUCAUCCAGAGCUGCAUCAGCAGAACAUUCCAACGCGUAAUUUUUCCGCACAGAACAACAACACCAGUGUUGCGAUGACGAGCACAAAUUCGGAAGAGUUAGAUCAGCAUCAAGCUUCGGGAACCAGUACUAACGACCGAAAUUCCACAUCAACAGCUCACUUCGAAAAGAAGCGACUCAGCAAGCUGCACUUAUCGAAUUCCACUUGGUACUACUCCGACAAGGAAGGUCUCGUCCGCGGCCCGUUCUCGACGGCUCGGAUGCGCAAGUGGUGGCUCGGGAAAAAGCUCAGUCGUCACCUCUGGGUCAAGCCAGACGAGACGUGGUGCCAGGUGUUGAAUUUCAACCCGAACUUGCCAGAAAACCUGGAAAAUCAAGGCUACGCGCCGAUCGAGGCGUUGUUUGUCGGGGAGAAGAAUCUCGCGGCAGCGUUCGCGUCGGAUCUGUUCGGGUAAACGUAAAAAUAACCGAUUUUUGCGGAGCUGCAUCAAAGAAGCAGAGAAGCGUCUUUGAUCUCUAGGGUCCUACAAAUGAAUACUUGUGAGCAUAGAAAGAGCCCUUGGUCCAACCACAUCAAUUCGUGAUGCGAGAAAUUCACGAGAUUGAAAUGUAACAAAAGGAGCAAGUGUGCGAACACCAGCGCGGAGUGAAGUAACUCCCCGCCAAAGAGAACUCCUAACCUAUGAAUGGUAUGGAGGAAAUGAACUUUUUACACCAGUUUUGAGCACGUUUUGAAGAUGGCAGUGUCAAAGGGAAAGUGCGGUAACC